This is a messenger RNA of Boeremia exigua, 1236 nucleotides long. RefSeq lists its product as uncharacterized. NCBI's taxonomy places the organism in Eukaryota, Fungi, Ascomycota, Dothideomycetes, Pleosporales, Didymellaceae. The transcript has a single exon. The coding region runs from base 1 to 1236 and encodes 411 amino acids. The record is from RefSeq and is a predicted model, not a curated record.
AUGUGGACGCCGUUUCCUGGGGUCGGAUCCUCCGUUUCCUGGGACGCCAAGCCACACUGGCGUGUCAGGUGGGGCUGUGUUGUCCCAACUUCUUCUUUGGUAUUCUAUCAUCAGAAGGACUCAACUAUGUCAGGAUCCUGCGACGCAUCUGUAGAUGUAUUCUCAGACGGAAUAUACGACCAGAGGUUUUUUCAAGAAAGCUCUGUGCGAGACUGGCGCCAGAGCUCAUUAACGCCAUGCUUCAGUCCAUCGGAGGCCUCCCACUGGAACAGCGGCGAUCGUCUCGUGUCGCCCGCUUACGAACCAGCGAUGCAACAAAACAGAACGCUAGGAAUACACAUACCAGAAGGAAAAACUCAGGAGAUGAGUGGAUCAAGGCUGGAAUAUCUGGAUUCUCCGUUCGAGGUCUCACAUGCGUAUCCGACUUGGCUGCCGGAAUCGGCUUCAUCGGGUCUACAGUCUUCUUUUUGGGAGUUCGACAGCAGCGCAGGAUAUUCUCUCCCAUAUCAAGAGACAGAACAUCUGUCAGAUACAUCAGGAAUAGGCGCCUUCGCUCAUAACCUAUGUUCUCCGGCAGAUGACCUGCUGGACGAUUUGUCACCGGUAUCAACAACAUCGGAUGGAUUCUAUAUGGGACAUCCUUACGCUGCCUCUUAUGAGCCAUAUGAAAUGACUAUACAGCCGCUGGAAGCUAUGGGCAGAGAAAUAUCACGCCAAGAUCUAAGGUCAACCCACAACAGUACUUCGGCAUGGUCCGAAGUCGACACAGGGUCAUACUGCGCCAGCGAGCAUCAAUAUGUAUCCCCAAUGCAACAACGAGAGUCAAGUGAGUAUAAUGCCCACAUCCGCGCGCUCGAGGUUGUUCAUCGCUCUGAUUCCCCCGGACUGAGACGAAAGUUUGCCUGUCCGCAAUUGGGGUGCGCUGCCGAGUUCAAGCACAACGCCGAUCUCAACAGGCACCUUAAGACCAUUCACAGCCAGGCCGGGAGGGGCUAUCGGUGUGCUUACGAGGGCUGUUCGAAAGCCUACAAAGUAUAUAUGCGCCUCGACAGUUUCAAGAUGCACGCCGCCAAACAGCAUGGUAUCGUGGACGUCGAAGAUCUGGUUCAGAACUCUCGUAGAGAGCACCAGGGCCUUCCGGUAUCCGUAACAACUCCGAAUAUGAUGUUUCAUAGAGAAGCGACACGAUCUCGUUCACGGCUAUCUGCGGCCUCGCGCCGUUCAAGAACAGCAUAA